Messenger RNA from Odontomachus brunneus, 910 nucleotides. Its product is annotated as 39S ribosomal protein L33, mitochondrial-like. Gene Ontology annotation, cellular component: mitochondrion. Lineage: Eukaryota; Metazoa; Arthropoda; Insecta; Hymenoptera; Formicidae. The record is from RefSeq and is a predicted model, not a curated record. Gene Ontology annotation, biological process: translation. The coding region runs from base 347 to 526 and encodes 59 amino acids. The transcript has 3 exons.
UUUACUUACUGCUUAUUUCUUACUACUACUCCUACUGCCAUUGUAGAAGACGCUUUACGGAAAGUGUGUGUGAAGGUCUUAACCGCCGUUACGUUGAGAAGUGUUCGAACACGUUCGGACCUGAUUGUUUUGGAAUUCGUACCUCGUACCUUGGAUGAAAAGACAGUAGAGAUAAGUCUGAGUCCAAGUAAAAUAAUAAGAGACAAGAAUAUUGAAUUGGUUUAGACCAUGUCAUAAUCUUGUUGGAGUUUGGUGCGUUGUAUAGUACUUAUUGGAUUAUUUAUUCACAAUAUAUUGCGUACAGACAAUCUCUUGAACCACGUAAUCGAGAAUAAUUUUCGACACUAUGUUAUUAACGAACGUGUUACUGAAGCCUAAGAGCAAAAAUAUCAUGGUCAUAGCAGAAAGUGUUGUAACUGGUCACAAGAUAAUACGUAUACGAGAGAGGAUAGCUGAUAAACUUGAAUUCUUACACUUUGAUCCUUACAAGGAUACGAUGCAUAUUGGAUUUAAUUUUUUUUUAUAGUUCAACACCAAGUUCUUUAUACAGAACUAAAGAAAGUACGUAGCAUGAAGUAGUAUGUACAUCUAAUUUUUACUAUAACAUAAGCAAAAUAUAAGAGAUAAAAACACAAGAUGGACUAAGAAUGCUUACACAGCUUGAAAUAUAGAGCAACACAACUUUUAUCCUGAAUAACACACAAUUAAAAAAAAUUUUAUUUAAUCACAAAUAAAAUUUUAUUUAAUCCAAAAUUAAACUGUACUAAUGAAAACUAAACAUUUGAACAGAGUGAAAAUAAACAUUAAAAAAGUUUCGAGAUACAAAUCAGAUAUCAUUAUUAUUUAUGUCUUAUCAUACUGAAUAUUGUAUAUAAAUUAUAUUAGUAUUUAAUAAAAUGUGUUAAUCAUA